Molecule: messenger RNA, 975 nt
Organism: Aspergillus aculeatus ATCC 16872
Lineage: Eukaryota; Fungi; Ascomycota; Eurotiomycetes; Eurotiales; Aspergillaceae
Exons: 4
Coding region: 271-819 (182 amino acids)
Source: RefSeq, a predicted model, not a curated record
AUGUAGAUAGAAGCCUUGUGAUGGUACUUUGUAAAGUCCUUAAAGAAUAGACUUUUCGCACCAUAUCUGAUAAGUCAACUGUUCUGUAACCUGCUGUCGCUCGUCGGAAGUACAUACCCGCCUGUCUGUCAGAUGAUCAUCGUUUUAAAGAAUUAAGUAGGUGAUUGUGGUUUGGAACAUCGCGGAACGGGUCGAAUUUAUACUCAAGCACAGCCAACCGUGACUCCCCACAACAUCAACCCUACAGUACUGUUCAACAGUAUACAAGAGAUGACGGAUCAAUUUGCCUUUUCAUACCCCUCCCCGCUCGAAGGGUACGAGAACCUGGAGCCGCUCUCAGAUGAGCGAAACGAGGACGGAAAGUCCCUCAAGAACCCCCAACAUGGCAUCCUGAGCAAAGCAUACGAGGAAUUCCCGGAUCCCCUCACGAAAGACCGACGCGGAGGCUUCGACAUACAUAUCUAUCACUUUCAAAAUGACCCCGACCAAGUCACUUUCGCCAAGGCACUCUGGGAAAGGAUCCGACGAGAAUUCCCCGAACUCCGGAUCUACACCUUCUUCGAUCGUCCCGUAGGACCGCAUCCCGUGGCCAUGUUCGAGGUCAAUAUAUUCACCCCGGCGCAGUUUGGAGCAUUCGUGCCAUGGCUGGUCAUCAAUCGAGGCCCGUUGAGUGCUUUAAUCCAUCCAAAUACGGUGGAGACGGAGGAACUGCGUAAUCAUACGCAGCGUGCUACGUGGUUGGGCGAGAGGAUUCCGUUGGACGUGCGGAUUCUUAAAUUGAUCUCGGAGCAGGCGAAGAAGGAGGAAUUGGGGAACUGAGGAUGAGGCAGUAGUGAUGGUGGGUCAUUCUCUCGACCGUGACUCGACUUUGUGUGCAUAGCAUAUCAUAGCCUGGGUGAUUCGUGGUGUGACUGUUUAUGAAUUCAAAUGUUUGACGUUCUCAAUGCCGCAGAAACCUAAUUGGGUUGAUUGAUU